This is a messenger RNA of Plasmodium cynomolgi strain B, 1524 nucleotides long. Its product is annotated as nuclear pore associated protein. Gene Ontology annotation, biological process: ubiquitin-dependent protein catabolic process. The record is from RefSeq and is a predicted model, not a curated record. Gene Ontology annotation, cellular component: nucleus. The transcript is spliced from 2 exons. NCBI's taxonomy places the organism in Eukaryota, Apicomplexa, Aconoidasida, Haemosporida, Plasmodiidae. Gene Ontology annotation, molecular function: ubiquitin binding; ubiquitin protein ligase binding. The coding region runs from base 1 to 1524 and encodes 507 amino acids.
AUGAGCUCCAUCAUCGUACGCCUAAGGUGCGAAGUUGGAAUGUAUCGCAUCGAAAUUAACAGGAACAAAAGACUGACCGAUUUGAAGAAUAAAAUUGCGGAACUAUUAAAUGUACCAGUAGAGAAACAGCUACUUUUUCUACAGGAGGAACCCAACGUACCGUUGGCAGACAAUGGGGCAUUGCUGGAGCAGUGUAACAUUAUCCAUGGGUCUGUCCUUCAUUUGAAGGGUGAGGUGAAACCAACCAGGAGUGGUGGGAAUCGGUUGGAUGGUGAUGGACCUGCGGGGGGGGGGAGUGCCAAGUGGAAGAACGACAAGGGGGGUAACCACAAGGGGGGUAACCACAAUGAGUGUAAUGCAGAGAGUGCAAAGAUCCAAAAGGGGGGUAGCGGCCUGGAUGGGGGUGGUCACCCUUCCCGGGAGGAUCGUCUAACCCCUCAGAAGGAAAAAAAAGAGGAAGGAAAAACCAAGAACGAAAAGGAGAAGUACGAAAAGGAGAAGUACGAAAAGGAGAAGUACGAAAAGGAGAAGUACGAAAAGGAGAAGAACGAAAAGGAGAAGAACGAAAAAGAGAAGAACGAAAAAGAGAAGAACGAAAACCAGGCGAACUUCAAGUCUUUCGAUUACUUCCUAAAAAUGAGGGAAUAUAACACGACGGAUCUUCCACUAAAUCUAAACUACCAAUCCGUAUUUCUAACGAAGGGGCGAUUCAUUAAAAUUCCAUUAAGUGUAACUCUGAAGCACCAAGAGUAUCGUCAUGUGGAUCACCUCGAGUUGAUGAACGUGGAGGAGGUGAAAAACUUCGUGCAGUAUUGGUACACCAAUGGAUGUAUGAGCGAACACAGAGUUGGUUGGAUGUAUGGUUAUUACAGGGAAGACCCCCAUUACAAUUUAGGCAUUCGAGCUGUGUGCGAAUGUAUAUAUGAACCUCCACAGAUAAAUGAGGUGGAUAAAGUGAAGCUGCUACCGGAUGACUUUCUCGACUCUGUUGAUGUGAUUGCAAACAGAUUAGGUCUCGAAAGAAUUGAUCCUAUGUUAAGUAACGAACCAGUGACGAAUGCAUUCAUGGUGUCCGACUUGGGGAUGGCAUUAAUUCGAUCCAAUUUGGUGGACUCGACACAAACAGAUCCUUCUGUUAUACAACUGAGGAACCCUGUGCGCAACGAGCUUCUUCCUUUGAUCCUAGAAGGAGGGAAAGAAACGAACAAAUUUGAUGCGGACUGGUUCAUUGUUCGCAUUAAUGAAUCAGCCCCUAAGGUCGUUAGGUCCCUUUUUAAAAACUUCCACUUUCCUAGAGAAAAUCGGUUGCACUCGCCCACUGCCUACGACGUGAAGGAGUACUUCGCCAGCCCCAAGUUGGAGAGGGGCACCAAUGGGAUGCACAGGUGCUCCGACUUCCACUUGAUUUUGUUCGCCUGCCGCGUGCUCGACAUGGAGACCGCGCUCGCUCUCUGCGACGCCGCGCUCAGCAAGAAGGAGAUCGACCCCAUCAUGGAGGAGAUCCUCACCUCGGUGAAGGUGUAG